UUUUCCUUCAUUGGAUCCGUCCAAAACAGGUGCAGGCUACGAUGGCAGCGAGUCGUCUUGCACGUCAAUCUAUUUGCGCCGAGAUGGCAAAAGAUCAACAAGACCUUUUAAAAUUCAAGAUGGCGCUCCAACCGGAUAAACGACAGAUGGAAUAUGAGCAAACUUUGAUGCAUGGCCAAUAUUCGCGUGACUUAGGUCAGUUUGCAAAGGCCAAAGCAGCAAAGUUACGAGAGGAGAAAGAGAGACAGAGAAAAGUUGAAGAUGAAUUCCUUCGCUAUACCACGGAGAGUCGAUGCCUCAGAUGUAAAGCAUCUUUAAUACAGUUCAGAAACUGGGUAUUCUCAAAGAUAGGAGAAGAUUGGAUAUUCCUGGCAUUGCUUGGAGUCAUCAUGGCAUUGCUCUCCUUCGCGCUGGACUACACCAUUCAGAAGUUUCAAACAGCUCAAGUUCAUCUCUUCUACAUGAUCGAAGGGAAUGCAUUUCUUCAGUACCUGGCUUGGGUUGGCUUCCCCGUCAUCCUCAUCGUUUUCUCUGCUGGAUUCGUCCAUCUGGUGUCCCCUCAUGCUAUAGGUUCUGGUAUUCCCGAAAUGAAGACCAUUUUAAGGGGUGUCGUCCUGGAGGAAUAUCUCUCGUUCCGUGCAUUCCUAUCUAAAGUAGUUGGUCUUGCCACGGCAGUGGGCAGUGGCAUGCCCCUGGGAAAAGAGGGUCCGUUUGUUCACAUUGCUAGUAUUGUGUCUACCAUGCUCAGUAAACUGAUCGUCUCAUUCAAGGGAAUCUAUGAGAAUGAAUCCAGAAAUUGUGAGAUGCUUGCUGCAGCCUGUGCUGUGGGUGUUUCGUGUAACUUUGCGGCACCUAUAGGGGGCGUCCUUUUCAGUAUAGAGGUAACAUCCGUCUAUUUCGCCGUGCGGAACUACUGGAGAGGUUUCUUUGGGGCUGUGUGCGGAGCAUUUGUUUUCAGGCUGCUGGCAGUGUGGAAUAAAGAUGAAGAAACCAUCACAGCGUUGUUCAAAACCAACUUCCGAUUGGAUUUCCCGUUUGAUGUCCAAGAACUAGUGGCAUUUGCAUUCAUAGGAGUCGUAAGUGGGUUUGGAGGAGCACUCUUUGUUUACCUACACCGAAAGAUAGUAGACUUUGUGAGAAGUCAAAAGACUGUCAAUCACUUCCUACAGAAAAACCGUUUGAUCUAUCCCACCUUGGUAGCAUUUGUAAUCUCAUCCAUCACGUUUCCUCUCGGUCUUGGGCAAUUCAUGGCAGGCGAGCUGACCCAGAAACAACAGAUCAAUGAGCUCUUCAGCAACACAACCCUCGGCAACGACCCGGAAGAUAUUGAAGAGGAAAACAUCUACAAGCCCUGGCAUCGGCCAAACGUCUUCGUCACCUUAGUAGUGUUUAUCAUCAUGGAGUUCUGGAUGUCGGCUAUAGCCGUUACCCUGCCCGUACCCAGCGGAGUAUUCAUCCCAGUCUUCACCAUCGGUGCGGCGUUUGGCCGUCUUGUAGGUGAGGCCAUGGCAGUCUGGUUCCCAGAAGGUAUCCCCAAUGGUGAUACCCUCAACAAGGUGGUCCCUGGUGGCUAUGCUGUCGUAGGUGCUGCAGCAUUAUCAGGCAGUGUUACCCACACCAUCUCAACAUCUGUUAUAGUGUUUGAACUCACUGGACAAAUAACACAUAUUUUACCUGUCAUGAUUGCUGUGUUGAUAGCUAAUGCCAUAGCUCAGUUACUUCAACCGUCAAUCUAUGACAGCAUCAUACGCAUUAAGAAACUGCCAUACUUGCCAGAUAUCAGCCAUGCUGGAUCUAAGACUUAUAACAUUUUUGUAGAAGACAUCAUGGUACGCAAUCUGAAAUUCAUCUCCUGGCUGUCGACCUAUAAAGAGCUCCAGGAUCUUCUUAACAACUCAUCAUUAACAUCAUUCCCACUAGUAGAUGCACCAGAAUCUAUGGUCCUCAUCGGCUCCGUUCAAAGAACGGAACUAGCUUUCAUGCUGGAGAAGAAGAUUGGCCGAGCCCGGCGGAUCCUGGUCGCUACCAGCCGGAGACGAAGGGAGCAGGGGCUUGAUGGGAACGCGGAGGCUUCGGGAGAGGAAAACGCUCCUGUGGUGGAGUUUCAUAAAAAGCCGUCAUCAAAUGAGAGAGCUGUUAGCAUAAACCUUUCACCAGUCACUGAAGAUAAACCUGAAACAUCUAAAGGAUUUGAGGGUGCAUCUUCAAAUAGUUCCCCCUCUGCAACUUUAGACUUUAAACGUGCUUCAGUGUUUGGAAAGCAAAUUAGAUUGAAUUCACGGAAAAAUGGUUGGCAGUCUAUUGGGACGUUUGAGGACAUGACAGAAGAGGAGAAAGAUGAAUGGGAGGACCAGGAGCUAAGGGAUGAACUAGACUUCAAAGAUUGUCAGAUCGACCCUGCUCCAUUCCAUCUGGUAGAGAGGACUUCACUUCAUAAGGUGCACUCGCUGUUCUCCCUACUUGGUUUGAACCAUGCCUAUGUAACCACUCUCGGUAGACUGAUGGGUGUUGUUGCCCUCAAAGAGAUCCGACGUGCAAUUGAAGAUAAUCAGUACAGACAACAUGAAGAUAUUCCGAUCCAAAGAAACAACUCGCCCGUAGACAGCGUCCAGACGACCGUCACAUCAGCACUUUCUAUACAGUGAAACAGUACUGCAAUGGGCUUAUUGUAAUCAUGAUGCUGAUAAG
Messenger RNA from Lytechinus variegatus (green sea urchin), 2688 nucleotides. It is a transcript of the gene clcn2, whose product is annotated as chloride channel protein 2-like. The coding region runs from base 42 to 2645 and encodes 867 amino acids. The record is from RefSeq and is a predicted model, not a curated record. Gene Ontology annotation, molecular function: voltage-gated chloride channel activity. The transcript is spliced from 25 exons. Lineage: Eukaryota; Metazoa; Echinodermata; Echinoidea; Temnopleuroida; Toxopneustidae. Gene Ontology annotation, biological process: transmembrane transport; chloride transport. Gene Ontology annotation, cellular component: membrane.